Messenger RNA from Erythranthe guttata (spotted monkey flower), 8145 nucleotides. The record is from RefSeq and is a predicted model, not a curated record. Lineage: Eukaryota; Viridiplantae; Streptophyta; Magnoliopsida; Lamiales; Phrymaceae.
UUCAACCUCUCUCUCUCUCUGCUCUGCUCUCUCUCUCUCUCUCUCUUCUCUGUACAGAAGCACAGUACAUGCACCUGGACACAUUUCCUCCGGAUUUUCAAUCAUGGAGGACAAGGAAACCGAACUCAUCUCCAAAGUCAUCGCAAAUCACUUAUUCCUUGGCCAAUUCGAACCAUUUCGGGCAAUGCUCCGUACUCUCCGGAGCCGGAGCCCGGACCUCGCCCGUACAAUUUUGCAAACGAUAAUUUCUCAGGGCGGGCGUAUGGGUAUGCCCGGCCCGGUUCUGUGGUCCGAUUCAUGCCCUUCUCCGGCCAUCCUGACCUUCCUUUGCACCCUUGAACUCCUCGAGUUCCCGGACGCCACUUCGAAUCUCUGGUCGUUCGAUCCGGAUACGUUGAAAUUGCGCUCCGAGUUUCUAUUGUAUGUACAUAUUGUCAGUUCUAGAGUUUUAGAAAUAGCUAGAGAUGUUGUAAAUAUGGAGGGGGACGAUAAUUUUGACGAAGGGAGUGUGAGGAAUGAAGAACUGAGGGUUUUGGAAAGACUUUCGGAGGUGGGAACGGGCCGUUUGAAGCCGGAUUUAAUCGAUUCGGAAGAAACGGAGCGGGAUUCGAGGGGAUUGAGCGAAGGGGAAUUAAUGACACUCAGGGGGGUUAUUUUGGAGAACUCUGAGAUUUUUGACGUGCUGUGCGCGAAUAUCGAAGAGCAAUUGGGGAACAUGGAGAAUGAGGAUUCGGGGGGUUUGGCAAUUACGGUGAGAAAGGAGGUGAAGCGCCGAGAGGAGAAAGUGGAGGAGGUGCUGAGGUUGCUGCAGAAGUGUGUUCAGUUGACACAUUUGGACGCCAUGAGGCAGUGCUUGGAGAACGGUGACGAGGAUGGUGGAGUUUCACAUGUUAGGUUUCUCCAUUUGAACUGCGGAGUUGAAGAAAAGGAGUAUCGCAUGGUAGUGCAAGAUCUCCUAAAGAGGUUGUUGUCAGGAGUACAUGAUUAUGGAGACGCCUCACAUGCCACACGCAAUAAAGUAUUCUUAGUGUAUAAGGAAGCACUUUCAUCUCAUUGCACUCGUCUUGUUCAGAUGCUUCAGCUUAUUCAAGAUGACUUACUAUCGGAAGAGAUCGAGGUAUACAGUGCUUCUGAAGGCGACAAGAUUCCUCUGCCCCUUCAGCGCCUUAAAGAUUCGAUUGUACAUCUGAAACCUGAGGCAAUCUCAACUGACACAUCUUUGCCCUCGAAAAUUGCGACGUCUUUUUGCAUGAGAGACAUUUAUCAUUAUGCUCGUGUUCAAGGCUUGCAUACACUAGAGUGUAUUGUGGACACUGCAUUAUCGCUUGUGCAGAAAGAGCAAAUUCAAGAAGCUUGCCAGGUUCUUAUGCUGUUUCCGCGGCUUCAACCCCUGAUUGCUGCCUUGGGUUGGGAUCUUUUGGCUGGAAAAACAACAAUGAGAAGGAAACUGAUGCAGUCUUUGUGGACAACCAAAUCUCAAGCCCUUCGAUUAGAAGAGUCUUCUCCUUAUGAUAAUAAACUAGAUGAGGCAUCCUGUGUAGAACAUCUUUGUGAUACAUUAUGCUACCACCUUGAUGUUGCUUCCUUUGUUGCGUGUAACAAUUCUGGUCAAUCUUGGAGUUCGAAAUCCUCCGUCCUGUUGUAUGGAAAAGACUUGGCUGACCAGGGGAAUGAAGAUGCUACAUAUGAUCCAUUUGUCGAAAACUUUGUACUGGAAAGAUUAUCAGUCCAGAGUCCACUUCGGGUAAUAUUUGAUUUGGUACCCCACGUAAAAUUUCAAGACGCGAUUGAAUUGCUUAGCAUGCAGCCUAUUACUUCCACAUCAGCAGCUUGGAAGAGGAUGCAAGAUUUUGAACUUAUGCACAUGCGAUAUGCUCUUGAAUCUUCUGUUCUUAUGCUUGGAGCUAUGGAAAAGAGUACCACUGAUGGAACAGGAGAUCAGCAAGUAGCUUUAACUUAUUUGAAGGAACUGAAGAGUCACUUGGACGCAAUUACCAACACUUCCCGCAAGAUAUAUAUGGUGAACAUUGUUAUCUCACUUUUAUAUAUGGACAAUCUACAAAGUGAUUUGGCACCUUCUGAUCCACUAAGAAGACCUUCAAAGUCACUUAAUGCUCAUGGUGGGGGAGAAGCUGAUGUCAUAACGCAUGAAGGGGGAAAUGAAAUGGUUGUCUCCUUUACAGGGCAAUUACUUGAUAUUUUGCGGCAGCAACUACCCUUAUCAAUAUCCGAUCUGGAUAAUUCUUUGGAUGAUCAUAUAUCUGCUGCAAGUAAACAAGCUGUAGAAUGGAGAAUCUUGAAGGCAAAACGUUUCAUUGAAGAUUGGGAAUGGCGCCUGUCAAUUUUGCAAAGCCUCCUGCCAUUAUCUGAACGCCAAUGGAGGUGGAAGGAGGCUCUGACAGUGCUACGUGCUGCCCCGUCUAAGCUACUUAAUCUUUGCAUGCAAAGGGCAAAAUUUGACAUUGGAGAGGAAGCUAUUUCUCGCUUUGCCUUACCUCCAGAAGACAAGGCGACACUGGAACUGACUGAAUGGGUGGAUGGUGCCUUCAGAGAAGCUUCAGUGGAGGAUGUGGUGUCACGUGCUACUGAUGGUACUUCUGUUCAAGAAUUGGAUUUCUUGUCAUUGCGCUCUCAGCUGGGUCCUUUGGCAGCUAUUCUUUUAUGUAUUGAUGUAGCAGCAGCAUCUUCGAAGUUACCGAAUGUGUCUUUGAAGAUUCUGAAUCAAGCACAAAUUCUGCUUUCUGAGAUCUAUCCUGGCACUGCACCAAAGAUUGGAUCAACUUAUUGGGAUCAAAUUCGUGAAGUGGCAAUAAUAUCUGUUGUUAAGCGCGUCCUAAAACGUCUAUGUGAGUUAUUGGAACAGGACAAACCACCUGCUCUCCAGUCUCUUCUAUCAGGCGAAAUGAUCCUCUCAUUGUCAAAAGAUUUCCGCAGACAAGGAAACAGAGACCGAGCUCUUGUUAUGCUUCAUCAAAUGAUUGAAGAUGCUCAUAAGGGCAAGCGACAGUUCCUCAGCGGUAAGCUUCAUAAUUUAGCGAGAGCAAUAGCUGAUGAAGAAACGGAAAGGGAUAAUGCUAGUGGGGCUAGUUCGGAGGGCUCACAUUCUGAUGAAAGAGGACAGCAGUCAAGCCUUGACAAGAAUGGGGUUCUAGGGCUUGGUUUGAGAACCGUAAAGCAGUCACCUGUGACUCUAGAGGCUAGUGAAAGUAAUAUAAAUUCUGCAAAUUACGAUGUCAAAGAUUCAGAAAAAAGACUAUUUGGCCCUUUCGGUGCCAAGAUUACAACAUUCCUUUCUCAAUUUAUUCUCCACAUUGCUGCAAUUGGUGAUAUUGUUGACGGGACGGAUACAACUCAUGACUUCAACUACUUCUCACUAGUGUAUGAGUGGCCCAAAGACCUUUUAACUCGUCUGGUAUUCGAGCGAGACAGUACCGAGGCAGCUGGAAAGGUAGCAGAAAUAAUGAAUUCAGACUUUGUCCAUGAAGUAAUUUCUGCAUGUGUACCUCCUGUUUUCCCUCCGAGAUCUGGUCAGGGUUGGGCUUGCAUUCCAGUGAUUCCCACUCUCGCUAAGAGUUCUCCUGAAAACAAGGUUCUCUCACCUUCUUCUCGAGAAGCUAAACCGAAGUUUUACGCUCGUUCUUCUGCCACUCCUGGAGUUCCACUGUACCCUCUCAAGUUGGAUGUAGUGAAGCAUCUUAUCAAGCUAUCUGCUGUCAGGGCUGUCCUGGCAUGUGUAUUUGGAAGUACUAUGUUAUAUCGUGGCAGUGAUCCUGCUAUCUCUAGUUCCUUGAAUGAUGGCUUACUGCAUAAUCCUGAUGUUGAUAGAUUUUUCUACGAAUUUGCUCUUGACCAAUCAGAGAGGUUUCCAACCUUGAAUCGCUGGAUACAAUUGCAAACUAACCUCCAUCGAGUUUCUGAGUUUGCUGUCAUGACUGACCAUGGAAAAGAUGAUGUGAAAGAUAAUUCAAAACCCAAAACUGCUAUGAAACGAUUUCGUGAAACUGAUAGUGACACCGAAUCAGAAAAUGAUGAUAUGGCUGCUGGCAAUAACGUUACCUUGCCUGUGCUUGAGGUUAAGGAUCAAAGCAACGUGUCUUCUGAUGCAUGGCAUGAAUCUCCAAAGACUGAAUCUGGUGGACAUGAUAAUACAGUUUUCCUUUCUUUUGAUUUGGAGAAUGAAGGACCCUAUGAGAAAGCUGUAGAGAGAUUGAUUGAUGAAGGAAACUUGUCGGAUGCUCUUGCUCUGUCAGACCGCUUCUUGAGGAAUGGGGCCUCAGACCGUUUGCUCCAGAUGCUCAUGCUAAGAGAAGAGGACGAUACAAUUUCAGGACAACCUCAAGGUAGUUCAGGCUUUCGUAUCUGGAGCUAUAGUUGGCAGUAUUGUCUACGCCUUAAGGAUAAAAAUCUGGCAGCUAGACUAGCUCUGAGAUUUUUGCACAGAUGGGAGCUGGACGCAGGUUUAGAUGUCCUCACUAUGUGUAGCUGCCAUCUACCUGAUGGUGAUCCCCUUAAAAUUGAGGUCGUUCAAAGGAGACAAGCACUCUAUAGAUAUAAACACAUUUUGGGUGCGGAUGAUCGUUACCAUAGCUGGCAGGAGGUUGAGACAGAUUGUAGAGAAGACCCUGAGGGUCUGGCUCUUAGAUUGGCUGAGAGAGGAGCCGUAUCUGCUGCAUUAGAAGUUACAGAAAGUGCGGGUCUUUCUAUUGAACUUCGUAGAGAACUUCAAGGGCGUCAACUUGUUAAGCUUCUCAAUGCAGACCCUGUAAAUGGUGGAGGCCCUGCAGAAGCUUCACGAUUUCUUUCUACUCUCCGAGACUCUGACGAUGCUUUGCCUGUUGCAAUGAGCGCAAUGCAGCUCUUGCCCAAUCUUGGAUCUAAGCAGCUUCUUGUGCACUUCUUCCUAAAGAGAAGACAUGGAAAUCUGUCUGAGGUUGAGGUGUCUCGGCUGAACGCGUGGGCUUUAGGUCUUCGUGUAUUAGCUUCCUUGCCAUUGCCAUGGCAGCAAAGAUGUUCAUCCCUACACGAGCACCCUCAUUUGAUUAUAGAAGUUCUGCUGAUGAGGAAGCAACUGCAGUCUGCUUCUCUGAUUCUUAAAGAGUUCCCUCUAUUGAGAGACAACGGCAUGAUUCUUGCAUAUGCUGCCAAAGCUAUUGCUAUUAGCAUGAGUUCCCCUCCCCGGGAUUCCAGAGUUCCAGUUUCUGGUCCGAGACCAAAGCAGAGAAUAAAGGCUAGCACACCAACACGCUCAACAUUUAGUAGCAGCUUAAGUCAUUUGCAAAAAGAGGCCCGCAGAGCAUUUUCCUGGACUCCUCGGAAUGCAGGGGAUAAGAGUGCUCCAAAGGAUAGCCAGAGGAAGAGGAAGAGCUCUGGAUUAAUGCAAUCUGAAAAGGUUUCUUGGGAGGCAAUGGCUGGUAUUCAGGAAGACCGUGCUUCAGUCUUCGCUUCAGAUGGGCAAGAAAGGCUUCCUGCUGUUUCUAUUGCUGCAGAGUGGAUGCUCACAGGUGAUCUCAAAAAGGACGACGCUGUUCGUUCUUCUCAUCGAUAUGAAAGUGCCCCCGACAUUACUCUAUUCAAGGCGUUGCUUUCAUUAUGUUCAGAUGAAAGUGCAGCUGGCAAAGGUGCUUUGGAUUUGUGUGUUAAUCAGAUGAAAUGUGUUUUGAGCUUCCAGCAAUUACCCGAAAGUGCAUCUAUGGAAACUAUUGGCCGAGCAUAUCAUGCAACAGAAACCUUCGUGCAGGGUCUGAUUUUUGCUAAAUCCCAGCUCAGAAAACUUUCUGGGGCCAGCGAUUUGUCUAGUAAUUCUGAAAAGGGUCGUGAUGCCGAUGAUGCAUCUUCUGAUGCUGGUAGCUCCAGUGUGGGUAGUCAAUCAACUGAUGAACUAUCUGAAGCAUUAUCACAGGUUGAUAUAUGGCUAGGCCGUGCUGAAUUGCUGCAAAGUCUUUUGGGAUCAGGCAUAGCUGCCUCCCUUGAUGAUAUUGCUGAUAAAGAAUCAUCUGAACGUCUUAGGGAUCGGUUGGUCCAAGAGGAACGAUAUAGUAUGGCUGUAUAUACUUGCAAGAAGUGUAAGAUCGAGGUUUUCCCUGUCUGGAAUUCAUGGGGUCAUGCUCUGAUUCGGAUGGAGCACUAUGCACAAGCUCGCGUGAAAUUCAAGCAAGCUCUUCAGUUACACAAGGGUGAUUCUGCUCCUGUGAUUCUAGAGAUCAUCAAUACUAUUGAAGGAGGUCCACCGGUCGAUGUUGCGUCCGUUCGGUCCAUGUACGAACAUUUGGCAAAAAGUGCACCAGCAGUCUUGGACGAUCCUCUUUCUGCUGAUUCCUAUCUCAAUGUUUUGUACAUGCCUUCUACAUUCCCACGCUCAGAGAGAUCUAGGAGGUUCCAAGAAGCUGCUAAGGACAAUUCUGUACAUGUAUUAGAUCUUGAAGAUGGACCGCGCAGCAACCUUGAUAGUAUUAGAUACCUUGAAUGUGUAAACUAUUUACAAGACUAUGCUCGACAGCAUUUGCUCAGCUUUAUGUUUAGGCAUGGUCGAUAUAAAGAGGCCUGCUUCUUGUUUUUCCCUGUCAAUUCUGUUCCUCAUCCAUCUCAGCCAUCUUCUCUGGGAGUAGUUGCUUCAUCUUCUUCCCCUCAAAGAGUUGAUUCUUUGGCAACGGAUUAUGGAACAGUUGAUGAUUUAUGUGAUCUAUGUGUUGGUUAUGGUGCUAUUCCUGUCCUGGAGGAAGUACUAUCAUCAAGGAUAUCAAUGACACAAGACCAGUUGGUGAAUCAGCAUACUACUGCAGCAGUUGCCCGCAUUUGUCUCUAUUGUGAAACUCAUAAGCAUUUCAAUUAUUUAUACAAGUUCCAGGUGCUCAAGAAGGAUCAUGUAGCUGCUGGCCUUUGUUGUAUUCAGUUAUUUAUGAACUCUGCUUCUCAAGAAGAAGCGAUAAAGCACUUGGAAAAUGCCAAGAUGCAUUUUGAUGAAGGGUUGUCGGCAAGAUACAAACUAGGGGAUUCUACAAAGCUUGUCACCAAAGGGAUUCGAGGAAAAACUGCUUCCGAGAAGCUUAGUGAAGAAGGAUUGGUCAAAUUUUCAGCCCGUGUCGCCAUUGAGAUGAAUGUUGUUAGGAGUUUCAAUGACGCAGAGGGACCGCAAUGGAAACACUCUCUUUUUGGCAAUCCAAAUGAUCCUGAAACAUUCAGGAGAAGAUGUGAAAUUGCAGAAACUCUUGCUGAGAAAAACUUUGACUUGGCUUUCCAAAUAAUAUAUGAAUUCAACCUUCCAGCUGUUGACAUAUAUGCUGGAGUUGCUGCAUCACUUGCUGAAAGAAAGAAGGGGGGUCAAUUAACUGAGUUUUUCAGAAACAUUAAGGGUACCAUAGAAGAUGAUGAUUGGGAUCAGGUCUUGGGAGCAGCAAUUAACGUCUAUGCCAACAAACACAAGGAACGCCCCGAUCGCCUCAUUGACAUGUUAAUUAGCAGCCACAGGAAAGUACUGGCUUGUGUUGUCUGCGGUCGUCUAAAAAGCGCUUUCCAAAUAGCAUCUAGGAGCGGAAGUGUAGCUGAUGUUCAGUAUGUUGCUCAUCAGGCUUUACAUGCCAAUGCACUUCCAGUUCUUGAUAUGUGCAAACAGUGGUUGGCUCAAUACAUGUAGCUUAUCGCUCAAGGAACUUACUAGUUGGUUUAAGGUGUGUGAUUAUAGCCUAUGUUUUGCAAUUUACCACACUGCUGAUCUGGCAACCAUGGGAACCAUUACUUAAAAAUAUUUUUUUGUGCGACGUAGUUUUCUUGGAUGCUAACGCAAUAUCUUGAGUUACGUGAUUCAAACCUCUUGGGUCAACUGGUUUUGGAUCCAUUGGGCUUAGAUUUUGAACAUUUUGACUCCUAGCCUUUUGUGGUUGUAGCAUUUCUACAGAUUUUCCGCCGGAAUAUUUGUGUGAUCACCCGAUUGGAAUAGUUCCACAGAAGGAAGAGCAUUUUUAAAAACUUUUCCAUCGGAAAGAUAUUUACCGGCCUCAAAAGUUUUCCACACAUCUGACAUCUGUAUCAUAUCAAGAUUGAAUCUAUGUAGUGAAUUGACACACACCAUGAGUAAAUUUUUUAAAAGUUGGUUUGAUCUAAUAAGCGUUAAGACUGACUGCUUUUCUGGGUAAAUAAUUUUUUAAAACA